Messenger RNA from Hemibagrus wyckioides, 2618 nucleotides. RefSeq names its product zinc finger, CCHC domain containing 7 (gene zcchc7). The record is from RefSeq and is a predicted model, not a curated record. The transcript has 9 exons. Gene Ontology annotation, molecular function: zinc ion binding; nucleic acid binding. Lineage: Eukaryota; Metazoa; Chordata; Actinopteri; Siluriformes; Bagridae. The coding region runs from base 128 to 1849 and encodes 573 amino acids.
GCUGAAACUCCGCGAUGGUGAACGGUUGGCCAGCCAUUUUCUUCCCUGUUUCUCGCAGACCGGAAGUUCGCCUGUCUCUCCUGUGUUGUCUCGCUUCAAAGCUGGAAAACUAAGCAAGCAGGUCAAGAUGUUCUCAGGCUACCAGGAGCGGGAAGAGUACGAAGACGAGCUGUAUGCCGAGGAAGAACACGCGGACGUCUCCGAGCCUGACAGCGACCUCGAGUUCCAGCUCUAUUCCCAGCUCCACUAUUGCACCGAGAACCCUGAGGAGAACCAGACGAGCUCCGGUCACGAGACCCCUCAGGAACCUCAACCUGGCCGGAGAGUCCAACCUCCCGCCGCUCCUCCGGAUGAAGUCAUCCUGAUCGACUCGGGGCCGGACGUCAUCACGCUUUCGGAUAACACAGAGGAGGAGGACAGCGUGUGUGCCAGGAAAGGUCAAAGGUCAAAAGGGAAAGGAGUGGCUCUCGUUUCACAGCCUCAGCAUCUUCGUGAAAGUGAAGCCGUUCGUGAUGAAGUGGUGGUCCUGGAUUCGGAGUCGGAUUCGGAAUCGAUUCCGCCGUACGUGGUGGAUCCGGAUUUGGACUCGGACUCGGACUCAGACGGACUGGAGAGCUGGAUGAUUCUGGGUCGGGAAAAGGAGGAAGGAGAUCAGGACAUACAGCUGAACGUCUUGGCGGUCCGUAACAGGGAGCACUCAGAGUUUACCAGCGUCGGUGGAGACGAGCAGAACUGGGCCGUCUCAGACAAAGACAAGGAGGCUCAGAUCUUCAACAAAUCUCGAGGCUCGAGGCGCGUCUCUAAUCGCUACUACACCGAGAAGACGGUCACCUGCCGCAGCUGCAACAAGCUCGGCCACCUCUCCAAAAACUGCCCCACUCCCAAGAAGGCACCAUGUUGUUUGCUGUGUGGUCUUCAGGGCCAUUUGAUGAAGACCUGCCCGAACCGUCACUGCUCCAACUGCGCUCUUCCAGGUCACCUGUACGACGACUGUCUGGAGAGAGCGUACUGGCACAAACGCUGCCAUCGCUGCGCCAUGACGGGCCACUUCGCCGACGCCUGUCCAGACAUCUGGAGGCAGUACCACCUCACAACGAAGCCGGGUCCUCCGCUACAACCCCUUCAUCCUGACACUCACAGAUCUCCUGCAUACUGUUACAACUGCUCCAGGAUGGGACACUUCGGCCAUGAGUGCACAGAGAGGAGGAUGUUUAAUGGAACGUAUCCCACGCUGCCUUUCUCCUCCUCGUACGACACGGAGCACGACAUCAGACGGCGAGAGCAUCGAGCUCGCCUCCAAGCCAACGAGCUCCGAGAUGCCGGCCUCCUAGGUGAAGCCGACUUCACCCCGACUCCACAGCCUCCGCGGAAGAAAGCCAAAGACACACAUUUCCCUAAAGUCCCUCACACCCCCACCGGCGCUCACAUCCCAAAGAGACGCAUCGCCCACACACCCAAACACCCCCCUCAGACCACGCCCAAACCCAACACACACCUGCGCUGGCACGAGGACACGCCCGGCCCCAAGAACAAGAAGAAGAAAAAGAACAUGAACACGCCCGGACCUUACAGCGCGGCCACGCCCCGUUUUGAGGGCAAGAAGAAGAACAAGAACAAGAAACAGCACCCGAACGAGGAAGGGGACUUUCCCAGAAGCUUCCCGAAUAGUCCCUGUAACAAAGGAGCGCUCUUUCACACUCCUCCGUACAGAUGGAGGAAAAACCCGGGAGUGCUGUUCAGCUCGGAAAAGAGCAAGAAGAAGAAAAACAAGGAGGAGAAAAGAGCCAGAAAAGCAGCCCGGGACCCUGAGAACCUGUUUCUUAUCAAACAGAGGAAGCGUAGUAGAUAGUGUGUGUGUGUGUAAAGGUACGAAAGGAAAGUGUGUGUGUGUGAGAGAGAGAGAGAGAGAGAGAGAGAGAGUGGAAAAAUGAAUGAAUAUUAAGAGAAAAAUCUCUGGCGCGUCUUUGUCUCCCUCUAGUGUCCAUCUGCGGUAUUACACACAGCGACCUUCAGCAGCGUUUAUUCCAGACUUCAGAGAUGAUCAGAUUACUGUCCGAUGUUUUUCUUUAAACGUAAAAUUAUGCACAAUAAUAUAAAAUAUCGUUUAAAUCCUGUUCACACGACACAGUAAACACACAAAAACCUGUCCACAGCUUCAUCCGGAUCAUUUCCAGUGGGUUCAUCUCCGUUCCUCUGUGUGCGCUGCUCUCAGGAACGAUCCGGUCCGAGCUUCCUGCUGCUCUCAAGAACGAUCCGAUCCGAACUUCCUGCUGCUCUCAGGAACGAUCCGGUCCGAACUUCCUGCUGCUCUCAGGAACGAUCCGGUCCGAGCUUCCUGCUGCUCUCAAGAACGAUCCGAUCCGAACUUCCUGCUGCUCUCAGCUAUGAUCCGAUCCAAACUUCCUGCUGCUCUCAGGAACGAUCCGGUCCGAACUUCCUGCUGCUCUCAGGAACGAUCCAGUCCGAACUUCCUGCUGCUGAACAUCUGAGCUUGAAGGAGUUUUUGUGAGGUGAAAGAAACCGGAAGGAGAACCUCGGGUACUUGACUUUGUAGAAUUCUUUUAUUUAAUGUUGUGUACACGACUCUGAGAGAAAUAAAAACUGGACUGGGGUUUGUA